Messenger RNA from Penaeus chinensis, 2467 nucleotides. Its product is annotated as protein phosphatase 1 regulatory inhibitor subunit 16B-like. Gene Ontology annotation, molecular function: protein binding; enzyme inhibitor activity; phosphatase regulator activity. The record is from RefSeq and is a predicted model, not a curated record. Gene Ontology annotation, cellular component: cytoplasm. The transcript has 2 exons. NCBI's taxonomy places the organism in Eukaryota, Metazoa, Arthropoda, Malacostraca, Decapoda, Penaeidae. Bases 271 to 2169 code for a protein of 632 amino acids.
AGAUCUCUCUGUUCAGACCCAGAUAAAAUACACAAGUUCACCUAACUACUGUGGAUUCAACAGUUGUGAAGUAUUGUGAAUCAAUGGAAUACUGAAAGGAAGGACAAAAAGUACUCAUAUACCCAAAGCAAAAAAAUAUAGGAGACAAAGGACUUGUUAACCAUUUCAUCCAGUGAAAAACAUCUUUACAGGAGUCUAAAACUUCAUAAGUUACAACAGUGAUUUAGAUCUGCAAUUUUGGGAGUGUUUUGCCACAAUCCAUAACCCAAAAUGAUGGAUCAUAAUGAAUUAGUGAAAGAAAUGCAACAAAUCGACAAGUUGCCUGUGACAGAGCGUGUUGCAAUUGCAAGAAAGAGAAGAAAACAACAAUUAGCAACCUAUGCUAAAUGGGCAAAAACUGACAACUUCAGCAAUCGCAAAUCCAAGCCUCUCCAAAGAAAGGGUAUUCAGUUUUCUUCUGAGGUGCAGUUGCUUGAAACAGCAGCCCGGGCAGCCAACGAGAAGGGAGCAAUUGACGAAAUGCGAGUGCUUUUAAAAUCUGGAGUUGAUCCAAAUCAAAUGAAUCACGAUGGGCUGACGGCUCUACAUCAAGCAUGCAUUGAUGGGUCACUUGAGUUGGUAAACCUACUCCUGAAAGCGGGCGCCAAUGUAAAUAUAGUUGACAGGGACUUAUGGACACCUCUUCAUGCUGCUGCUACUUGCGGACAUUUUAAAAUUGUAACAACACUUAUCAGAGCUGGUGCAAAUCUGAUAGCUUUCAAUGGUGAUGGUGACCUACCAUACGACAUAACAGAAGAUGAGGUGACUCAACAUUACCUAGAGAAUGAAAUGACCAAACGAGGUAUCACCCAGGAGUUCAUCAAUCAGGCUCGUCAGGCUUCUCAUGAUAAAAUGAAGGAUGACAUAGAAUAUCUUAUUGAGAAUGGCGGUGAUAUCAACCAGCCUCUGGAUCAAGGGGGUACACUGCUACAUAUAGCCAUAGCAAAUUGUUUUACUGAUUUAAUGGAAAUUUUGCUUGAAAAUGAGGCAGAUGUUACAGUGCGGGAUGAAGAUGGCUGGGAACCAAUACAUGUAGCAGCUUACUGGUGCAAUGAAAAAGCAUUGGAAGCUUUGGCAGAAAAAGGGGCUAACCUACGGUCUUUGACUCAUAAUGGAGAAGUGCCCUAUGAUCUUUGUGAUGAUCCAGAUUUGAAGAUUCACUUCCUUCAUAUAAUCAAUGAUAGACCAGAAUAUAAAUUUUUAGGAGACAAAGAGGAUGAUGUACCUCUGAAGGAGGAUACAAAUGAAACCUCAUAUGAAAAGGAAGAUAAAAUAAUGGAAGAUGCUAUCCAUGAGUCCCAGCUUUUAAACCUGCAAAAGAACAAAAGUCUUUAUUCUGAACACUUUAUUUCAGAACCAGAGGGCAUUGCUAGAGAGAGAUCUUCUGAAGAAGUGCCUUUAAAUCCUUUACUAAAUCUCCAAGCAACAGAACUAUCUGAGCGCAGAAAUUCAGUCAAGGAGGCCAAACAUAGGGCACCACUGAAGAGAAUGAACAGCAUUGAGAUUGGUAACAAGGGGAAAAUAUCCCCCUAUGCAACUAAAACUGGAUUAGGAAUUUCUAGUCAUGAUAAGAACAACAUCCUACACAGUGCCAAGACACUAGAAACAAGCAGUGGUUAUCAAAAUUCAACCCCGGAGGUACAAAACACUGAAGAUCAAAGUACCAUGAAAGAGAUUUUGGAUCAAAAACUUAUGAACAAAAAAUCAUAUGAAAAUUCUAAGUCUGACAAAGAGAACACCAUUCCGGACCAGGAUAAACAUGUCAGUCCAGUACUCAGCAACAAUGUAAAUGGAACUUCAGAGACAACACAAGCAGCCAACUUCCAGGAGGAAAGCGACCAGCCUCUCAAAAAACUCAUCCACAUUCCCCGCAAGAAAAAUCCAGCACCGCCGCCUCCCCAGGGAUCACUGCUGUAUCUGAAGAGGCAACGGCAAGAAGCUCGCCAACUUCAGCUUGAGAUGCUGGAUGAGAGAGAGAUAAUUUUGCCUCCCACAACACAGGGCACUCAAACUUCUUACAUGUAUAACCCACCUCCAAGCCCAACAAUGAUACGCUACCACUACAAAAUGACACUGGAUGAGGUCAACCAUCAUGAUUUCAUAAAACAGAAAAAGUGUUCCAUCAUGUAGUUUGAGUGAAUUUGAAAAAAUUACUUCCAGGACAAAUCCAUCUUAGGUUUCAUCAUUCUGUUUCUCUCCCUCCUGAUUUAACCCUAAUUCUUUAGUUCACAUUUACUUAUUGUUGAUUUGGGAAAAAGUCUAAGUAAAGACUUUCUAAUUUUCUCCCCAAGUUUUAUGACUUGGUGAUAAAGUUACAAGUUCAACGCUCAAUAAGGAACAAUGCAGUUACAUAUAUAAAUAAAUAUUUUAACCUAUGAUGAUGACUGUUUAUGUACAUAGAGGAGAAAAUAUAUGAAAGAAAAUGUAA